Molecule: messenger RNA, 7694 nt
Organism: Pteropus alecto (black flying fox)
Lineage: Eukaryota; Metazoa; Chordata; Mammalia; Chiroptera; Pteropodidae
Gene: SLC12A6
Product: solute carrier family 12 member 6
Exons: 26
Coding region: 1354-4734 (1126 amino acids)
Biological process (GO): cell volume homeostasis; potassium ion homeostasis; chloride ion homeostasis
Cellular component (GO): membrane
Molecular function (GO): potassium:chloride symporter activity
Source: RefSeq, a predicted model, not a curated record
GACGCUCGCAGGACGGUUCCGCCCUCCGAACGUUCCCCCUUCUUCUCUUCGGACCGUUAACCUCGAAUGAGGAACAAGCCGGGAGGGAAGGGAGGGGCUGCGGCGGCGUGGGCAGAGCCCGCCAGGCCCGGGGCCGGGAGCGGCGAGGUCACGUAACGGCUACCCUGGCGUCUGGCCGGGGAGGGGGCGCCCUCCCCGGCAGCCUGAGCCCUCCUGCGGGUGCUGCGGCUCCGAAACAGUUACCAGCUCGUAAACAACAGCUGCGCGCGCACCCCGCAUCAGCUGGCGCCGGGAUCCCGCACCUGCGACCUCCUCUUUCUCUCAUCCGCACCGCCCCCUCCUGAUCAGUCAGGGCCAGCCUGCGAGGCCGUCUUCUCAUCUGCUAGGAACCAAAGGAAGAACGGCAAGGAUCUGACCUGCGCCAGAGACCUGGGUAGGGGAGAAAGCGACUCCCGGCAAAGGGGUGUCUGGACCUGUCACACGCAGGAGAAACCCAGCGAGCAGACGUGGGCUCGACGGACUAGCAACGACCUGCCACGACCCUGAGGUGCAGUCCGAGGUGUCUCGAUCCGCUAUCCGCCUCCUCCCAGUUCCCAGGGACCUUUCUGCCAGAAGAGCGGGCGGGCGGGCCACCCCCGUAACCUCUUGGAGGCAGGAAUCUGCUCUGCCCUGCAUCCUCUGCUCGCUCUUGUCUCCUUAUUCUCCGUCCAGCUGUGUGGGAUAUUUUUCCCGUUAUGCAUGCAUACCUCUCCCACCAGAUCCAAGUGGAUUGUCGGCCUCAAAAACCUCGGGUGGCUCUACACACACCUCCUCCCAGCCAGACCUGUGGGGUAUUCACCUGAUGUACAACAGGUGGCCGGGUGUACACCGUUUUGCAAUCUGACCUAUGCUAUAUUUUCAUGGUAAGGGUGGGCCUGCGCGCACUUUGCUCAACUAGAACCGUGGGACAUUUACCAGAUAAAGGACUAACUACCUCAGCCGAAACCUGGGGGUCGAGAAGAGAAAAGCUUCACUUGCUUCUCUAAGACCAUGUCGCUGCAUGGACCAGGAGGGAGAGCUAAAUAGCUCUCCAUUCUAAAGGAACGAAGUUACAGGAGAUAGGCAUCGUUUUGUCUUUUUUUUUUUCCUUAAAUAUUUUUCAGCUACUGAUAGUGCACUUCCUAGGACAGUCUGCUUGAAUUCUGAAUAUCAGGAUUCUUAAUUGAGGCUUUGUGUGUGCUAUAAAUCAAGGUAAUUGAGGGUUGUUGUUUUUUUUUUUAAAGAUUUUUGUGAUUAAAGCAGCUAGCGUAGGAGGAAGGAUUUUGCGGGAUUUUCCUUUUUUCUUUGCCCUUAUAAAGGAAAAGAAAAAGAAAAAUGCAUCCUCCAGAAACCACCACCAAGAUGGCUUCAGUUCGGUUCAUGGUGACACCAACAAAGAUCGAUGAUAUUCCAGGUUUGUCAGACACCAGCCCGGACCUCAGCUCCCGAUCUAGUUCCCGAGUAAGAUUUAGCUCCCGGGAAAGUGUGCCUGAAACAAGCCGUAGCGAGCCUAUGAGUGAGAUGUCUGGAGCCACCACUUCACUGGCAACUGUUGCACUGGAUCCAGCCAGUGACCGGACUUCUAACCCCCAGGAUGUUACUGAGGACCCAAGUCAGAACUCCAUCACAGGGGAACACAGCCAGCUGUUAGAUGAUGGGCAUAAGAAAGCUCGAAAUGCUUAUCUCAAUAAUUCCAAUUAUGAAGAAGGAGAUGAAUAUUUUGAUAAAAACUUGGCACUCUUUGAGGAAGAAAUGGACACCAGACCAAAGGUGUCUUCUCUCCUCAACCGCAUGGCCAAUUACACUAAUCUGACCCAAGGAGCAAAGGAACAUGAAGAAGCAGAGAAUAUCACUGAAGGGAAAAAGAAGCCCACCAAGACACCCCAGAUGGGUACCUUCAUGGGCGUCUACCUCCCGUGUCUACAGAAUAUUUUUGGAGUGAUACUAUUUCUACGCCUUACCUGGGUAGUGGGCACAGCUGGAGUUCUUCAAGCCUUUGCAAUUGUUCUUAUCUGCUGCUGCUGUACAAUGUUGACUGCUAUCUCCAUGAGUGCCAUUGCAACUAAUGGAGUGGUGCCAGCUGGGGGCUCAUACUUCAUGAUUUCCAGGGCACUGGGCCCAGAGUUUGGUGGGGCUGUUGGCCUCUGCUUUUAUCUUGGUACCACAUUUGCAGCAGCCAUGUAUAUCCUUGGUGCCAUUGAAAUUUUUCUGAUAUAUAUUGUCCCCCGGGCUGCCAUCUUUCGUAGUGAUGAUGCACUCAAGGAAUCAGCAGCCAUGCUAAAUAACAUGCGUGUCUAUGGCACAGCCUUCCUGGUCCUCAUGGUUUUGGUGGUAUUCAUCGGCGUACGCUAUGUGAACAAGUUUGCCUCACUUUUUCUGGCCUGUGUCAUUGUGUCCAUCUUGGCCAUCUAUGCUGGAGCCAUCAAGUCGUCUUUUGCCCCUCCACACUUCCCUGUCUGCAUGCUGGGUAACCGGACUCUUUCAUCAAGACACAUUGACGUUUGCUCUAAGACCAAGGAAAUGAACAACAUGACAGUACCAUCAAAGUUAUGGGGCUUCUUCUGUAACUCAAGUCAGUUUUUCAAUGUCAUUACAGAGAAUCUUUGGAGUAAUUAUCUACCAAAGGGAGAGAUCAUCGAAAAGCCUUCAGCCAAGUCUUCUGAUGUUUUAGGGAGUUUAAACCAUGAGUAUGUCCUUGUUGACAUCACCACCUCCUUCACUCUUCUUGUGGGAAUCUUCUUUCCCUCUGUGACAGGUAUCAUGGCUGGAUCAAACAGGUCUGGAGACCUGAAAGAUGCUCAAAAGUCUAUUCCCAUUGGCACUAUCCUUGCCAUACUGACCACUUCCUUUGUCUAUUUAAGCAAUGUUGUACUUUUUGGCGCAUGUAUUGAAGGCGUUGUUCUCAGAGACAAGUUUGGGGAUGCUGUGAAAGGUAAUCUGGUGGUAGGUACCUUAUCUUGGCCAUCCCCGUGGGUGAUUGUUAUUGGCUCCUUCUUCUCAACCUGUGGGGCUGGACUUCAGAGUCUCACAGGUGCACCAAGGCUGCUACAAGCUAUAGCCAAGGAUAACAUCAUACCCUUUCUGAGGGUUUUUGGUCACAGCAAAGCCAAUGGGGAACCUACUUGGGCUUUACUUCUGACUGCUGCCAUUGCAGAGCUGGGAAUCCUUAUUGCCUCACUGGAUCUUGUGGCCCCAAUUCUUUCCAUGUUUUUUCUCAUGUGUUACCUCUUUGUGAACUUGGCAUGUGCCUUGCAAACAUUACUUCGAACACCCAACUGGAGACCCCGAUUCCGCUACUACCACUGGGCCCUCUCUUUCAUGGGAAUGAGUAUCUGUCUGGCUCUUAUGUUCAUUUCUUCCUGGUAUUAUGCCAUCGUAGCUAUGGUAAUAGCUGGUAUGAUCUACAAGUACAUUGAGUACCAAGGAGCUGAGAAAGAAUGGGGUGAUGGUAUCCGUGGACUGUCCCUCAGUGCAGCCCGAUUUGCUUUGCUCCGGCUAGAGGAAGGACCUCCACACACUAAAAACUGGAGGCCUCAGUUGCUUGUAUUGAUGAAACUAGAUGAAGACUUACACAUCAAGCAUCCUCGCCUCCUCACCUUUGCUUCACAGCUUAAAGCAGGAAAGGGUCUCACUAUUGUGGGCUCAGUCAUUGUGGGGAAUUUCCUGGAGAACUAUGGUGAAGCUUUAGCUGCUGAGCAGACUAUAAAGCACCUAAUGGAGGCAGAGAAGGUGAAAGGGUUCUGCCAGCUAGUGGUGGCUGCCAAGUUGAAAGAAGGUAUCUCCCACCUCAUCCAGUCAUGCGGCCUUGGGGGCAUGAAGCACAACACAGUGGUGAUGGGAUGGCCUAAUGGCUGGCGCCAGAGUGAAGAUGCUCGAGCUUGGAAGACUUUCAUUGGAACAGUUCGAGUGACAACUGCUGCCCAUCUGGCCCUGCUGGUGGCUAAAAACAUCUCCUUCUUUCCCAGCAAUGUGGAACAGUUUUCUGAGGGCAACAUUGAUGUGUGGUGGAUUGUGCAUGAUGGAGGGAUGCUCAUGCUGUUACCAUUUCUACUUAAACAGCACAAGGUGUGGCGAAAAUGCAGCAUACGGAUCUUCACAGUAGCCCAACUAGAGGACAACAGUAUUCAGAUGAAGAAGGACCUGGCUACCUUCCUGUAUCACCUGCGCAUUGAAGCGGAGGUGGAAGUGGUGGAGAUGCAUGACAGUGACAUAUCAGCUUAUACUUAUGAACGCACUCUGAUGAUGGAACAAAGGUCUCAGAUGCUCCGGCACAUGCGGCUAUCCAAAACAGAGCGGGACAGAGAGGCACAGUUGGUGAAAGACCGAAACUCAAUGCUACGAUUGACCAGCAUUGGCUCUGAUGAGGAUGAAGAGACAGAAACCUAUCAGGAGAAAGUGCACAUGACUUGGACAAAAGACAAGUACAUGGCAUCCCGGGGGCAAAAGGCUAAGUCAAUGGAAGGAUUUCAGGACCUGCUUAAUAUGCGUCCGGACCAGUCCAAUGUGAGGCGGAUGCAUACAGCAGUGAAGCUCAAUGAGGUCAUAGUUAACAAGUCCCAUGAAGCAAAGCUGGUUUUAUUGAAUAUGCCAGGGCCACCCCGAAACCCUGAGGGUGAUGAAAACUACAUGGAAUUCCUAGAAGUGCUCACCGAGGGACUAGAGCGAGUCCUUCUUGUCCGAGGUGGUGGCAGUGAAGUGAUCACCAUUUAUUCAUAAUCUAGUUCUGAAUGACCCUGCUUGGCUUCAUCUUUCCUAAAUGGCUCCAUCCUCCAUGAAAAUGACAGCUCUUUAGUACCACUCCCACCAACUAGAGGCCCGUGUUCUGUACACAUCACACUGAACUCCUGAUGAGCUGAGCUUCAAGUACCUGUGCAAAAAAGUACAAAUAGAUCUGCUCUUUUUUCCUAUAUGAUUUUCUGUCCUUACAGAAGAAGCGAAUGUUCCCUCAACAUAACAGUGGUCAAGUCCUAAAGCCAUGUCUGAACCAGUUGAAGGCAAGUUAGAAUUAACAAGCUAAACCAAUAAAAUGAAUGGGCAGAAGGAUGCUACAAAUUCAUCUAAAGACAAAAAGCAAGUACAUAUCUAACAUUAAAGAUGAGUCCCAGAAGUCAUGGUUCAUUUUUUGAGACCAUGAGGUAACAAAGAAACGGCCUCAUCAUACUAAGGAAUUCGUGACCAACUAAAUGAAGACCUAACAUCCUGGUGAAAAUAACCUGUGGCAAGCCAAGAUGAAUUAUCAAGAGAUAAUUCUCUUGAGUGUAUCCACUACUCUUCAGGACUCUUAAUUUUAUAUUAGAGUACUAUUAUACAAAAACUGAAGCAUGGUUGCAGUCUCUACUACUUCCUCCAAAUCAAGAUUUCCCCAAAAAUGCCAGAUUUAAGUACACAUAGUACAUUGGUAUGUAUUUCAGUUGUUUCUCAAAACCCACUCUGUGGUUAAGACUGAAAUAUAGGAAGUGUUACCAUGGAAAUUGUUUUUAAAAGGUGGAGUAAAAAAAAAUUUUCAGAUUCUUUUCAAAUGGCCAAACUAAGGAAACUCCAAAAGGCAGCUAUUAAGAUUUACUGAAAUAUAGUCUGGUUACAUACAUCACAUGGGCAAAACUUACAAGCUGUUAUCUAGGAAAUGCACAUUGGUGAUGCACAUUGACCAGAAGGUUCACCUUUCCUUCUCCCUUUUAUGCCCUCUGGGUUAGUAGGCACAGGUCAAAAAUCAGAGGAAGACUGGCUAAAAUCCUUCCUUGAAAGCUUUCUACUAUCUUUUAAAGAGGGAUUCAGCGAUGGAAUUUGAAGUUCUAGAGCCAUAUUCCUUCCAUAGUGCCAAAGUUAUUGCGCUGCUGCUACUCUGCUUACCUUCUUCAGUGAAGUGGUGUACAAUUGGCAUUGGCUUGAUUCAAGAAACUUUUUUAAGAAACCUGUGGACUCAUUUCUAAAGCCAUAGUGAAGACUUGAGGCACUCACCUAAAUGCCGAGUAUGACCAUUUUCCUUUCUCCUUUCAAUUCUUCAUUCUGACCGCAGAAACUUGGCUUUAAACCAAGAAAUUAUCCAAGUCAACAGCCUUCUACUAUUUGUUUUGUUUUAGCUCUGUGUCAAGGAAAUAUUUGUGCAAGCUUAGCUUUUUAUUUGCUUAUUGACUGACCACAAAGCACCUGGCUUUCAAGCAUAGAGAAAUUACCCUGUGACUUAAGAGAUUGCAGAUAUGUGAAAUUACUUUUCAGGUUAGGUUAUUUAGAGAUACUAUCUUGCCUGUGUUCAUACCUGCUUUUGAAUUUCAAUUAAUGAUUAAUAGUGCCACUUUUUUGAUUACUCAAUAAGAAAUGGAGCAAGCUGACCUAGGUGCCAGCUGACUAUUUUCUCUGGAGAGAAAACCCUUCAGUAUGGCUUAAGAAAUUGAGUCGUUUCAAGUUAUUCCCUUUUGCUCUUCUUUCAACCUCCAGGCCGAGUCAGGGUAGCAAAGCAGACAGAAUCUUUAUGUCUUUUAUUCUGCUCCUUCCUGCAGAGGGUAGAAGCAUCGUUUACAAUUUCCAUUGCAACACUCUAUUGCUUAGUUGAAUCCAGCAAUAAUGGGACAGGUCAACCAAGACCCAAGAUAUUGAAGAUCCAUGCUCUAAAGGUCAGCCUACCCAGGAAUUCCUCUAUAUAUACACAUACCCUCUGGGCAAAGUGAUAUUUAUAUAUAUUUUUUCCAGAUAGAAAAAAUACGGGCAGAAAUUAAGGUUAGUUUUAAGAGUUUUUGUUUGUGUGGUUGGAACUCCAAAAGAAUCUUUUAAAGGGAUAAGGGAAUUCGUGGCUAUUAAUAUAGGCACUAAUUCAACCCCUACAACACAAAAUCACUGUUACAUGGGAAAAUGGUUAUUAGGCCAGAUUUAAACUCAUCUCUGUCUAGAGCAUUUCAUGUCUAUGUGUUGCUUAUGUUGUUUGUCUGCAAAGUGUUUUGUCUCUUUUAAUCACUGCAAAUAAAGCAAUACCGAAAACUUGAUAAGAAUGCACCUUAGGGGAAGGGGUUUUGUGUUUUAAGAAGUAAGAGAAAGGAAGGACUUCUUCCUGGCUUUGAAUAAGAUCCAGCUUUUAAGUCUUAGCUAUGACUACCAGGGCAGGAUAUGAUAACAUACAUUCUCCAAUUGCUGGCCCUCUGCCUUCUAUUGCUAUCUUAAAAGCUGAAGUUUGAACUGCAGCAUUUGCUUGAAAGGUACCAGGUUCCUCUUGGCAGGGGAAAGAUCACUACUUUGUAUCUUCCAUUGCCUCGGAUUCCUGUGGCCCCAACAAUUCCUCCAAUCCUCAUUCCCCCAAACAUGUUAAAAAUCCAUUAUUGUGGAUAUUAAAGUAGCAAUUACACUGUAAACAUAUUUAUGUGCACUUUUUGUCUGGUUUAAUUUUCUUUUCAUCAUGUAUAAUCAGAAUCCAGCAUUAGUUUCUCACAUCUUCCACAAGUGUCUCCAACAAAAUUUUUGUCCCAGCUUGUGUUAAUUAGAACAUUAAGGAUAAUAGAUUUAAGGGAAACUUGUAAAACUUUUUUUAAGCAUUGUUCUUGACCAUUUAAUUUAUUAAAAGGAGAUGCUGCUGUGGUUCUUGAUUUAGCAGCAACCAUUCUUUUGUUUACAUAGAGUUAUGAUUUUAUUUGUUGUUUUGCUGUAUACUGGAAACAUAAAUAAAGUUUUCUACAUUAUUUUCAGUCAAA